Messenger RNA from Ipomoea nil (Japanese morning glory), 2282 nucleotides. Its product is annotated as probable serine/threonine-protein kinase WNK5. The transcript is spliced from 7 exons. Gene Ontology annotation, biological process: protein phosphorylation; intracellular signal transduction. Lineage: Eukaryota; Viridiplantae; Streptophyta; Magnoliopsida; Solanales; Convolvulaceae. The record is from RefSeq and is a predicted model, not a curated record. Gene Ontology annotation, cellular component: cytoplasm. Gene Ontology annotation, molecular function: protein serine/threonine kinase activity; ATP binding. The coding region runs from base 160 to 1932 and encodes 590 amino acids.
CCCUCUUUCGUAAUAUUAGCUUUCAAAAACUAGGAAAUUAAAAACAUACAUACAUAUAUACACAACUAGUAGUAGUGCAAUAUAAUAACCAAGCUUUUUGAGGAAUUAAGGUUUAUAUAUAUACACACACUUUGAUAGUGUUGUGUGUGUUUCAUCACCAUGCACAAAACCGGCCGUCUAAAUGAUAUCCUCGGCGGCGGAGCCACCAAGUUGGAAUAUGUGGAGAUGGAUCCAUCGGAACGCUAUGGACGUUUCAGGGACAUCCUGGGUAAAGGAGCAAUAAAGACAGUUUACAGAGCAUUUGAUGAAGUCCUAGGAAUGGAGGUUGCCUGGAACCAGAUCAAGCUGAACAAUGUUUUCCGGUCGCCGGAAGAGCUGCAGAGGCUAUACUCCGAAGUCCUCCUCCUCAAGGACCUUGAUCACAGCUCCAUAAUGCGAUUCCAUGCAUCCUGGAUCGACACCGAUCGCCGGACUUUCAACUUCAUCACCGAGUUGUUCACUUCCGGCACGCUCAGAGAGUACAGGCAGAGGUACACGACAGUGAACAUUCGAGCAAUCAAGAACUGGGUGCGCCAAAUCCUUGAAGGUCUUGCGUAUUUGCACAGCCAUGAUCCCCCAGUAAUCCACCGCGAUCUCAAGUGUGAUAACAUUUUUGUGAAUGGGCAUCUCGGCCAAGUCAAGAUCGGCGAUUUGGGCUUAGCAGCCAUGCUCCGUGGAUCCCAUGCCCAUAGUGUCAUAGGUACACCUGAAUUCAUGGCACCGGAGUUGUACGAGGAGGAGUACGAUGAGCUGGUUGACAUAUACUCCUUUGGCAUGUGUGUAUUGGAGAUGCUCACUUCUGAAUAUCCAUACAGCGAGUGCACCAAUCCGGCUCAAAUAUACAAGAAAGUCACAUCUGGAAAGCUCCCUGCUGCAUUUUAUCGGAUUGACAAUGCUGAGGCUCAAAGAUUCGUGGGAAGAUGCUUGGAGCCUGCUUCCAAACGCCCAUCCGCUCACGAGUUGCUGCUGGAUCCAUUUCUUGCUGCUGAUGAAGAAGAAGAUGAAUCUGCGAAACUCCCAUCCCAGAAAUUGAUUCCCAAUGGAAAAUUGCUUGAAGUUGAACCAUGUUUUGUUGACCAACAAGCUAAAAGCUCAGAUAUGACCAUCACUGGGACAUUGAAUCCUGAAGAUGAUACCAUCUUCCUCAGAGUACAAAUCUCUGAUAAGGAUGGGAAAGCUAGGAACAUAUUUUUCCCUUUUGAUAUCACUAGUGACACUGCAAUGGAGGUGGCCACGGAAAUGGUGAAGGAAUUGGAGAUAACAGAUUGGAUGCCUCUGGAUAUUGCAGAGAUGAUUGAUGAGGAGAUUUCUGCAUUAGUCCCAACCUGGAGAUCAACUCAAUAUCAGAAACAGCAUAGCUUCAACUACAUUGAUGAUGAUGAUGACGACAACAACGUAGGAAUUAGCACUACUCGCCACCCCUUUUAUUCCCUCUCCUCGCAGUCAUCUUCCCAGGCCUCUCUCCCAGACCUCCUUGAAAAAAUAAACCAUGAUUGGCUUCAAAAUGAUGAUACGAGUUCGCGAAGCUCAAUGAACUCGUACGACUGCUCGAACUUGUGUUGGGCUACCGAAAGCGAAGGUGAUUUGAGCUCCAUUGGGGGUAGGGAAUCUUUGUUGAUUCAAAAGACAAACACGGGUACGAGGUUGUGCCCAGAAACAAGCAGGAGCAAUAAGAAGAAGGGUUGUUGUGGGUCGAAUCAUCAGCGGCCAAAGAUGAGUAGAGUUCGGUCGAUGGUGGAUCUUCGUAGCCAACUGUUGCACCGGACACUGGUGGAGGAGGUUAAUAAACGGCGGCUGUUCAAGACGGUUGGCGCCGUCGAGAAUAUUGGGUACCAUGAACCGGCUGAAUAUUCCUGCAAGGGGAAUCGUUCGUUUCAACCGUUUGGCCGAUGAAGUUCUUUCUCACUUAGUGAAAAAUCUUUGAAGUUCAGUGACAUAUUUAACGCUUAAUAAGAGAUUUCGGGUUCAAAUCUUCUUGUAAAAAGGAGUUCUUCACCGCAUCAUAGCAAGUGAGUAAGUCCCCAGCAGCCUUACAAAAUGGAUUUUUUUUUUGGUGAGACCUGCGACGACUAUUUAAUCCUUCUGAAUCUUGUUCCUCCUGCAUCAGUGUGGAGAAUUUCGCUCAUCCCUUCGGGUGAGUCUUCUAAGACCUUAGUUCAAUAAUGCAGACUCUAUAGUCUUCUUAUGUACAUUAUAAGAUUUGUACCAAAAACAUGUACAAUGCAGAAUGUUGUGUCUUGUGA